Messenger RNA from Mya arenaria, 1163 nucleotides. RefSeq lists its product as uncharacterized. The record is from RefSeq and is a predicted model, not a curated record. Bases 223 to 774 code for a protein of 183 amino acids. The transcript is spliced from 4 exons. Gene Ontology annotation, molecular function: signaling receptor binding. NCBI's taxonomy places the organism in Eukaryota, Metazoa, Mollusca, Bivalvia, Myida, Myidae.
GGCUUCGGCGCUAUAACUGCUGUGUUCUAGUAGUAACAGUCAUAUCGAAGGACUGGCAAGGAUAUUUCGUUCCUCUUUGAUACUAUGACAAUGAAAAGUAUACACAUGGGAAAUUAAAGACAGGACAUAUUUAAAGAUUAAUGAAGACGACCAUUAUUAUUAAACAUAUGAAAAAUACUUGUAUGAUGCUUAGUGCUUGAUAUCGUGUGGACAAAAACAGAAAUGCCUUUUACUGAAUAUUUAUGGAUGGUGAUAUGUCUACUGUUGUACAUAAAGCAGACGCUAGGAUUUCAUGUUGCCAAAAACAGUGACUCUUCUAUUCUCACAAACCUUUUGAUGGACCCAAGUUUUCAGUCAAGGCAAAAACGACCAGCGUUCUCAGAUGACAGACUUUUGGUGAGCGGUUUUAACACACCGAGCGAGUGCUGUCCAACCGUGACUCGUGCCAUUGCCCCUCUUGGAGGCCUAUCAAAAGACGGACAGUUGCUGCAACUGUUUAGAGACAGACACACUAUUCAAAAGUUUUACGAGACGACCUGUGCUCCUGAUAUUCGAAAUCAUCGGUGUAACUUUAUCGACCAUUCAAAAUGGAUAUCAAAAUGCCAACAGACCUUCACUUACACCUAUGCUAUAGUUAAGAAUUUUAAUGUGACUGAACCCUAUAGAAUAGACUAUAUGCGGAUGAAAUCGGGUUGUUCCUGUACAAUAGAGGGUCCAAAAAAUGAGUUCGCAAUUCUGGAUGAGCUGACUGCGGAGAUGUGGGAGGAGAAGUGAGGAACAGUGUCGUUGAUAGGCUGGUGCUGGUUAUGUGAUAACACGUAUAUAUACAUAUAUAAAUGUGCGACAUGUCAUGGGUCUAUCCUAUAUCGUUACUAUGACAGUGGCAAGGAAUGAAAAUGGCAUAAUCUGUAACGAGAGCAACUGUGUUGCAGAGCAGAAUUUCUCGACGACUUCUGUAGACAAGAAGAGUUCAUUGGUCAUGUUGUCUCACUUUUAGCGAUAUGGCGGUGCUGUUUAUUCAUAGAAAUGAUAUACUUGCAAUUUAAUUCAUUGCCCAUGUAAGGAAGUGCAUAUGGUUAUUAUUAUUUUCUAUUUUACCUUAUGAUUACAGAUUACAUGGUGAAGUCCAUCAGUGGGUACUUGUAUAUACUCAUCCAUCUAUC